AUGUGGCCCAGAGAUGACGGGAUGCUGCCGAUAGAAGGAACAGCAACCAAUAAUAACAAUCUGUGCACCAAGUCUCUGCUGGAUAAUUUGAUGGGAUCGCGACGUAUUGCAGCAAAUGCAAGUUCAAGUUCUCUAGAGCAGCACAGUAACAGUUCAAGCUUGGAAUCAAUCGAAUCCACACCUAUUUUGGAUGGCAAUCGCGCUGUUUCGACUUCGUGCUCUGAGGAUUCUUUCGAAAUGUCCAGUAUCAGUUCAAAACCAGCAACAGAUACUUCUCAUGCGCAAACACAGGGCUUGAACCGGUUGUCCAGUGUCUCGAAUCCGGGAAAUACACUAAAAUCACCGGAGGCAGGGUCUGAUUCUCCGAAUCAGAAAGUCACGGAAUGCUGUAAUUCAGAACAGGAACAGAUGUCCAGAGACAGUCUAGAGCCAAGCAGUUCUUCGGACAAGUAUGAUUCACUGAGGUUAGACACUGCUGGGAAAACUGAUUCACUUGCAUCAACAAGCUGUAAUUUUGAUAGUUUCGAGAGGCAAAAUGAUGCUGUGGAAUUCUCGGAAAAUACUCAGGAAGCUAUGAACAAAGACUUGAACUGUGAAAAAACUGGACCUAGUAAGUCAUGGCCCGUACGCCAUGGUACUCCUAGCACUUCAAAAUCGUCGAACGAAAUUACAAACAUUGGCAAUGCUAUGAAAAAUCGAGCUUCGGUGCGUGACUAUAUCGAUAAGGAAUUGAACGAUUUGGAUACCUGCCUACCAGAGUUGGAUUUCAAUAAAUUGGAAGAAAAGCUGAACUGUGCAGCGAAGGAACGAAUGAUGACAGAAAGGAAGCUGCUUGGUGAACAGGUGCGACGUCGUCUAGCGCUUCAAGUGGAUCAGUAUACAGCAGGACCAGCGCCUCGAAUCUACACGAGGCCAUCGAGAUCUAACCUUGGCUUUCGCCUGCAAACAGCAAUGAAUUUACAGGUUUGUUAUAUAAAUGAUCUGAAGGAUGAGGAGGAUGAAGAGAGCUCAGAUGACGAAUUGUUCGUUCCGAAGUCAAAGUCUGCGCCAAAUUUACGAAGUGCUGUGCUGGAUGGCUCGAAUUUGAAUGCGUCCGAAUUACGUCAAGCAGCUGUUUCUGCAGUUAGUAAGAGCUCCGCUGUGGUUUUUCUCGUUUUUCAGCUAUCGAAUUUUUCAUUCGACUAGCU
Gongylonema pulchrum is the source of this 1187-nucleotide messenger RNA. Lineage: Eukaryota; Metazoa; Nematoda; Chromadorea; Rhabditida; Gongylonematidae. The record is from the annotation of a GenBank genome assembly.